UCUGUGUCGAGUUAAGGAGUUACCUGUUUGGAACUAAACCCAAGAAGCCUCUAGACAAGCAGUGAUGGCAGGACACGAUUCUGGAUCAAACCCUCAGUUCACAGGGUUUCAAAAAUACUUCAAUUCUUUCACCAUAACAGGCCGAAGGAAUUAUGUAUUAGCCACAUAUGCAAGCAUUGCAAUGAUCUUCAUGUACUUCAAACUAAGGCCUAAGAAACAAACACCAGCUGUAACAGAGAAAUAAAAUUGGUGGUUGAUGUAUUGAUAGUGAACUUCCAAUACUGUAUUGGUGCAGCCAGCAAAAACUGAUGUAUAGUUCAAAUAAAUCAUGAACAAUGAUGAUGUUUGUCUUCUGUACAU
This is a messenger RNA of Euleptes europaea (tarantolino), 360 nucleotides long. It is a transcript of the gene ATP5MK, whose product is annotated as ATP synthase membrane subunit k. The record is from RefSeq and is a predicted model, not a curated record. Lineage: Eukaryota; Metazoa; Chordata; Lepidosauria; Squamata; Sphaerodactylidae. Bases 65 to 244 code for a protein of 59 amino acids. The transcript has 4 exons.